Acromyrmex echinatior (Panamanian leafcutter ant) is the source of this 1990-nucleotide messenger RNA. RefSeq names its product Bub3 interacting GLEBS and Zinc finger domain protein (gene BuGZ). Gene Ontology annotation, molecular function: DNA binding. NCBI's taxonomy places the organism in Eukaryota, Metazoa, Arthropoda, Insecta, Hymenoptera, Formicidae. Gene Ontology annotation, cellular component: nucleus. The record is from RefSeq and is a predicted model, not a curated record.
UUUUAAUUUUCCCGUCAUCCACUUCAUCCACUUGUAAUUUGCAAAUAUGCGCCAUUCCUAGGAAAUCUUACCGUCAAAUAAUUCCCUAGUCCUUAGAAUCUUGAGGCGCGCCACGUUGGCCACUUCCGGCGUCGUGUCGGUCCGCGGAAAAGAUACGACGGCCAUUUUGUAUUAUCGGUUUUCGCGUGUGUGCGUGUGUGGUGUUACGAUCGCCUAGGAUUCCUGCACUUCUUGAGCCGCGUAUAUUUGCUAAUUGUACGUCGAAUUAAGGAUCGUUUUAGAAAAGAGAGUCAUCCUUAAUAGCAACAAGUUUCCGAUAAUCCGGCAGGAAGAUGGGCCGCAAGAAGAAGAAGCAGUCAAGACCUUGGUGCUGGUAUUGCAAUCGUGAAUUCGAGGAUGAGAAAAUCCUCAUUCAACAUCAGAAAGCAAAGCACUUCAAAUGUCAUAUCUGUCACAAGAAACUGUAUACUGGACCAGGACUUAGCAUACACUGUAUGCAGGUUCACAAAGAAGCGAUAGAUAAGGUACCCAAUUCAUUGCCAAAUCGUAGCAAUAUUGAGAUAGAGAUUUAUGGAAUGGAGGGUAUACCACCGAAUGAUGCAAAAGAACAUGAGAGACAGCGAAACGGUGGUAGACUUGGCUCACCAUCAUCUGGCGAGGAUGAGCCAGUACAGAAAAAACCGAAGCCUGAGGGUCUGUUAGGUUCUGCGCCAGGAGCAAUGCCUGGCAUGGCGACUGGUCUACCCGGAAUGCCACCACAACCAGGUAUGCCGCCGUUACCUGGUAUGGCACCACAUCCAGGUAUGGCACCACAUCCUGGUAUGCCACCACAUCCUGGUAUGCCUCCUAUGCAUCCUAUGAUGCCAAUGGGCCAUGUAGGACCUCCGUUUAUGGGUCCAGGCAUGAUGCCGGGUAUGUCAGGUAUGCCUUCCGGUAUGCAGCCGCCAGUUUCGGGAGCAUCGAUCCCGCCGGCACGUCCUUUGUUCCCAAGUGCCGCUGCAGUCUCGACAGCAGCAUCGACGGCAGUGUCGGUGACCGGAUCUGCACCUCUCGGCACAGACUUUAAACCGAUCACAUCAGUGGCUAGCGGUGGCGGUUCAAUAGGUCCAGUAAAGCCGACAUUCCCUGCUUACAGUAGUGCCGGUGAUUCCAUUGGUGCUACUGUAACCAACAGCCUCGCUAAUAGUGGUGAUCAAAAGGUGACUCUUAUUGCAACCACUGGGGCUGCCAGUAAAAUCAUUCACCCUCCGGAAGAUCUCAGUCUAGAGGAAAUUAGAGCAAGGCUGCCAAAGUAUCAGCGUCGACAAACUGACGAAUCUGGACGAUCGGCACAAUCAGAGGCAGUGGUAACGGCGGUGAGCCAGCAGCAGCAGGCUGCCGCCCUGCAACAAGCAGCAGCGCAACAACAGCAAGCAGUGCAGCAACAGCAGCAGCAACAACAGCAGGCACAACAGCAACAACAAGCGGCUGCAAACGUGGCGGUGGCCGCGUUUCAGGCGGAUCAGCAACAGCGGCAGCAACAGGCGGCGGCGCUGAAUGCCCUGCAACAACAACAACAAAGGUUCCCGCGACCGCCGCAGGCGGUUAUGGUACCAGCCUCGGCCGCAGCAAUGCCUGUCAGCUCGGUUGCGUUGAUGGCUCCCUUAAUGCGACCCACCAUGACCCUAGCCGCGCCUGCUCUCAUUCAUGGAGGUAACAUGAUGCGACCGCCCCCCAUGGGCCUGCCACCAGGCAUGAUAGGGGCUCUACCUCCGGGUGCUGCGAUGCAUCCGGCCUUCGCCGCCGCGCCGAUGGGCUUUCCUGGACCGAUGCUGACGCCGAUGAUGCAUCCGCGCUUCAGAUGAUCGCCCCCCAUGGACGGGCCCAAUCCUCCGCCGCUGCACUUCGUGCUGUGGGCCCGCCCCUAAUUUUCGGGGACCGGACCCGAUCGAGGAAGAGAUAUACACAAACGAAAGAAGGACAGAAGGAGGAGAACUAAUAGAAAGAAAAA